Messenger RNA from Truncatella angustata, 2022 nucleotides. Its product is annotated as SprT-like family-domain-containing protein. The record is from RefSeq and is a predicted model, not a curated record. The transcript has a single exon. NCBI's taxonomy places the organism in Eukaryota, Fungi, Ascomycota, Sordariomycetes, Amphisphaeriales, Sporocadaceae. Bases 1 to 2022 code for a protein of 673 amino acids. Gene Ontology annotation, cellular component: nucleus.
AUGGCUAGAUUAUUAUAUGAAUCAAAUAGCGAGGACGAAUUCCCGCCACUAAAGGUUGUUGCAAAGCGCGUUAGACAAAAGAUGCCAGCGGCGAAGGACACAAAGCCAAGCAUAACAGACAAGGAGAAUGUACCAUCAAGCGAACCACCAGCAAGCCUUCUCGGGAAGUCAAAGCUCUCAGAACUGUCGUUUAGAGGAACUCCGCUGAGGCGACGGAAAUUGGGCGACUCGCAGGCAUUGGACAAUCCGCUCUUCCGAAAAUGGAGCGAAGAUACUGCAGAAUCCAGAUCAAGGUCGUCUCGUGUUAGCAGCCGGGAGACCAAGAGGAACACAUCGGACAUAUCAAUAUGCCCCUCACAAGAAUUAGAGGACAGCACCCAAGAGUCUGACGACGACGUUUUUGUGCGGAGGAGAAUACGAGCCAAACCUGCUGCGGAGAAGCUGGUAAGGAAACGUGCGGAAAGCCGGGUCAAGACCGAGGUUCUACUAUCGGUCACUGAAUUAAGCGACAACACGCGGACCACUGAGGAGACGCUGGAGAUAUCGGCAAUUCUCUCUGAAGGGGAGGAGCUGGAAGGCCAAGGACACUCAAGUAAUGAUGAUGAGUCGGAGUUUGUGACUGCGUUGUCUGAGAACGUGGAGUCAGACUCGAAUUACGAAUCGCCAUCAGAAUCCGGGUCCUUGACCAAACCCAGGCGAUCAAAAAGUCCCGGUACCAAAUCAAGAGGACUAGUCCGACUAUCGCCACCAAAAGAGCCACCGAAAAGGCAGACACAAUCGAACAAAUCACCGGCAAAGGAUAACAAGCGAGCUCACAGCAUGGACAAAACACAAACCGUCCCUCAGACCCCAGGGGUAAGAUCCAGAAAGAGCAACCCUAUAACAGAGAGCCUCGGAAAUGAUUUUCAAAAAUUAAAGCUCUAUGCUGACGAUCUGGAUAAUUCACCUGAUGCCAAGCCGCAAACACAACUCAAUCCAGUCACUCCUAAGAAGUCAUUGCAACAGUCACCAUUUAAAGCAACCAAAAUUCCACCUUCUCCAUGGAAAGCCGAGCAUAAAGAAUUUUGGGAUGUUGAGAUACAGAACGAGUGGGUCGACCAGCACUCGCCUCCCAAACGCGGCCCCAGAAAGGUUGACCUGAUGGCUGGCACUUCCAACAUAGAAUUGCUGAAGAAAAAGUACGGGGCCAGCCCAGAGAAGCGGGAUGCAAAAAAGAUGUUCGACCAGGCCAAGGAGAAAGUGGCGCAGGAAUUCCUGCACGAGCUAGAUGAACGCAUCACGACCGGUCAGCUGUCUAAGCUGACGGAAGCUACAGGAGGGUUGCGCAUCAAGUGGUCUACCUCGUUACAAACCACGGCUGGCAGAGCUCACUGGAAGUGUAAGGAAACGACCACCAACGUUCAGCAGCCGGAUGGCUCAUUCAAAUCGACAAGGGAGCGCCGGCACGAAGGCUUCAUCGAACUGGCCGCCAAGGUUUUGAGCAACGAGGAGGACCUACUCAACACAGUUGCGCACGAGUUUUGUCAUCUCGCAGUCUUUAUGCUCAAUGGCAAGCCCAAGUUUGCACACGGAGCAGAGUUCAAGUCAUGGGGUAGCAAGUGCAUGGAUGAGUUCAAAGACCGAGGGAUCGAGGUGACCACGAAACACAACUACGAGAUCGACUUCAAAUUCAUCUGGCGCUGUAGCGACUGCGCAACCGAGGUCAAGCGACACUCAAAGAGCGUGGAUCCUCUCAAGCAAAGGUGCGGACGGUGCCGAGGCACGUUGGAGCAGGUCAAGCCUGUCCCAAGAGCCCGUGGCAAAGGAAAGAGUGCGUACCAGGAGUUUGUGAGCACAGAAAUGAAGGUGCUGAAAGCUGAGGGCAGGGCACUGAGUUUCAAGGAAAUGAUGGCCACUGUCUCCACACGCUGGAAAGCUCACCAGGAAACGAAAAGGAUGGAAACCAGCACUCCCGGCAACGACCUUAAAGAUCUGGAAGUUGAGUUUGAGGAGCUGGCGGUCACAGACGUGAUAUCUGACUGA